UUUAGUCAUAUCUGGUACAAUGAAAUCAUUUAUCAACUCAGUAAACGUGUGUAUAAAAGUUCUACGGAAAUAAAGAUUAUCUUUAGUAUUUACACUUAUUUAAUUGAUCCAACGAAUGUGGCCUUCUCAAGAUUAAAUUAUGGAGGUUUUUGAAACGUUAAACAACGAGAUGUUAGAGCAGAUGAUAGAACGUGCAAACACUAUAUGUAUAGAACCAAUUAAGUACCACUGGAAUGGGACGUUAUUUUCCGGAAAAUCAGAUACCAAAGACGACCUAAAGUUAGAUGAUUUACGAUUUAAAUUAGGAUUCGACCAUAUAGAAUUAGUAAACUCUACCAUGGAAGAAGAACCAUUUUCAUCUUUGAUAUCAAGCAUUGGAAAUCUGAAAAUGCUAGCUAUGGCAUUCAUAUUUAAACUGCCUGACAUAAAAAUCAAUGGCACAAUUCGUAUGUGUAGUGUAUUACGCAAAGCUCUGGAAUCUACGUACAAGCUUCAUUUGACGAAAGUAAAAGUAAAGUCAGUCAUAAGUUUGUACAUUGCUCAAGAUAAUUACUGCGUGUACAACGUUAUACAUGAAUUCUUACAUGCGAGCAUAUCACUAAUGUACAAACAAGAUACUGAAAUGGUUCCUGUCUACAGUAAAAUACAAGAUCAGCACAUAAAACAUUCACUUGCACAGUAUAUUGUGCAAAGCUGCACCAAAAAAACAAUCGAUAAAAUAGAAAAAAAAUUGAGGACUGCUUUUGAUAUGAUGUCUGUCAGUGCAUCAUUCAAUUCUUUUCCCUACAGAGAUAUGUUUAGGGAUCAUACAGAUAAAAUGAAGUUAGUCGUCGAUAAACUCGUAGAUGAAAUAAUUGACUCAACUAAUCUGUUACUUGUGACCAAAAAACCUACAAUAAUUCUUCCAAACAUUUCCGUCAUAUUAAAUUUUAAGAAAGAUGACAAAAAAUCUUUCAAAGCCAGCAAAAAUUUUCUAACAGGGUAUAAUUUUUUAUUACGUAAAAAAAGCCCUUGCGUUACUUUAGAAAAUGAUCUUGUGGUGCUUUAUGUUCCAGUUGAUUUCGCAGACCUAACAUUCGAGUAUAAACAUGCCAAUUUAAAGUACGGGCAGAAAGAAACUAGAUCUGUUAAUAUCAUAGAGCAUUAUAAGACUGAAGGAUCUUAUUUAACUUUGUCCCUAAGACGAUUAAAGGGUGACAAGGUAGACUUAAACUUGCUUGAAUUCAAAAUUGUGGACUUUAUAUAUUUGGACUCUGAAAACCAAUCGUAUAUUGACCCCUUCCUAAGGACGUGGAUAAAUAGCGUUUUAGAAUUUCAAGUAGCACCUCUUAUUGAAAAUACAUUUGAGAAGUACCUACGAAGCAUUUUGGAACAAGAAAAAUUUAACUUUUCAGGCUGUAUAAUACCCCAGUUAUCGUAGAAUCACGCUUUUUUAGUAUAUGGUUUUUAAUUUAUUGACGGCAUCAGACAUUAUUUUUU
Molecule: messenger RNA, 1479 nt
Organism: Copidosoma floridanum
Lineage: Eukaryota; Metazoa; Arthropoda; Insecta; Hymenoptera; Encyrtidae
Source: RefSeq, a predicted model, not a curated record